GUGGGCGUGAAGCAGAGAGAGCGAGAGAGAGAGAGAGAGAGAGAGAGAGAGACGCCCUCGCUUUACAAGGGGUGAACCAUUUCACUCUUCGCCACACUGUGUAACAGGCAACAGGAGAAAAAGCUGCUUGAGUGCUUCUGGAAGUUGAUGGCUAUGUGUGAUGCUCAGACCUCAACAUCGUUUUUCCAUCAGAGUUUUUAAGAUCUGCAUAUGCCAAUGGUUAUACCACACGUAGAAUGGGAUUAACUUGGUCCGGAAAAUAUAUCUCACUGUUUCUUGCUGUUCAGUUAGGUGAGUGACUCUGUCACGGUCGAUUCGUUAUGGUCUUGUUUUUAUAUUUGAGUUAACAAUGAAUAGCGAAUUGUUAAGAAUUAUAGCCAAACUAUUUGAAAUGUCAACUAUUCGAUCAUUUCAGGAAAAAAAUCUAGACUUUUUAUUGCAAGGAAUGCAUGAAAUCAGUUUAUUUUCUGGUUGCAAUGGGAUGCAUGCGAACAUAGCCACAACAAACCAAAGGCUGUCACAUUCCAGUUUUUUUUAUAUUCGUUAUAAUGAUUUUUGUAUUGUAUGCGAAUGCAUAUGUAAAUUCGAUUGGAAACGUGUAUGGGGACGUUCACACCACAUGAGGCUGGUGAGGGGAGGACGGCUAAUAAUAAUGGCUGGAAUGGGGUGAAUGGAAUGGUAUCAAACACAUGCAUUUGAUGUGCUUGAUACCAUUCCAUUGAUAACAUUCCAGCCAUUACUAGGAGCACGUCCUCCCCAAUUAAAGCGCCACCAGCCCCCUGUGUUUCGCACAAAUAGGCCAGUGUUUCGUUUCCAUUGCUUAACGCUGCCAGUGGAAGACACUGCUCCUUAGAAUCAUGUAGUGGCAAGGGAAUUCAUUAUAAAUAAUUCAUUCCAUAGCAGCCGAGACAUUGUGGGAAAAACAGAAAUGCUUUGACUUGACAUGCUUUGUGAAUGAAACAUUUUACAAAAAGACAGCAUUUAAAGGCAAUGACGCUCGUUUAAGAUAUGAGUGUCUAGCAGGUGCAUCGUUUCUUUUUUCAAACGAAAUUCAUUGGAGUAGGCUAUAUCGAACUGUCUAAUGUAUAGUAGGAUUUCGAAAAAUGUGAGAUAAUUUUUCAUUAACGAAUAUGACUAUUAGACUAUAUUUAGUCUACGAAGAUAACAUGUAUUUCACUUUGCAGAAUUUCUUUUCAAUUCAACAAAUGUAGGCAACCGCAUAGAGAUUACGUUUUAUUUAUAUCUAUGGGCUAUUUGGCCUAUUCCAUUUUGAGGCUAUAAUUAAGAUUAUAUCUAAGAAUGUAGGCUAGCCAUAUCGAUUUAUUGCAUCGUUUAGCCUAUUUGAGAUGUGGUAUCGGCUAACACACAGCAUUAACCUAGAAAACGGCAACUGGUAGGCUAUGGAUAGUCGUUUUUAUCACUUGGAUAUUACCUGGUGUUUUGUCUGUGACUGCAGGGUCGUCCGCAGAGGUCGCAUUUAGAGGGUUAUUCUACGUUGAUGUGCCGUGUUUGCUGCGGGUUGACUUGCUUUAGCUAAAUCUAUAGUGUGGGUGUGAAGGCGUGACUAAUAGUAGCAUGAAGGCUACUGUAGCUAGCAAUAUGGCUAUCUAUUGGAGCUAAGAGCUGAGUCUAUGCUGAGUGCGAGAAACACGUGUAGAGGAUUCUCUAACACACUGUCCUCAUUUCACACAUUUGGCAGAAAUGUCCCCUAAAAAUUAAAAUCGGAUAGAGGGCACAUAGAUUUCAAACCUGUUAUUGCAAAUGUAAAAGUAAUUACCACAUUUUACAAGAUAAUAUUCUUCUUAGGCUACUAAAACGAAUGAAACGACGUUGUCUUGAUAGAUGUAACGUUAGUUCUGCAUUAUAGACUGUAUUGGAUCGAAUGUUAUCGUUCUAUAAUUCGAAGGUGCCAUGUAGUUAGUUGCUGUGAACUUGCCAUCUUGCAUCAUAUAAUUUCUGACCAUAAUGAUGAUUGCAUUUCGAAGUCGAAUACAGAGACAGGGUUUGUGACAUGGCACACGGUGAACUGCUAGGUUAUAGGGUGGUUAUGUGUAAUUUUACAAUGCAAAUGAUCAAAUCAUCUUGCUCGUUGCCACAUUAUAAAUAAUUUGAAAUGCGAGCAGGUUGCUCCUCGAGACGCAGCAACAUUCAUUCUUGUCUUUCGAAUUAACGCAUUAAUUUGACCUUGCCAGAGUCUAUUACAACAUUUCGCAUAACAUAUUUGGUGACAUUGUAUUGCUUGUAGGCUACAGCCCUAUUUACUAUAGGGCAUGAUGGCAAUAAGAGUAGCCUCACAUGUUUUACUACGCUAUUUAACGAAAACGUGAUGCGUAUAUUAUCAACACAUGACCUAAACCUAAAUGCCUAUAACAGAGGUUGUGCAUUAUUCUGCAACCAAUCGACCUGGGACACCAUUGUAACAAAUGGUCAAUCGAGCGAUUAUCCUGCUUAACGAACCAGAGAUGCUCGGUGCGUCCCACCAUUGGCAAACAAAAAAUUGAGUUCGAGGGUGUAAAAAGGGUUGGAUGGAGGCGUGUACGUUUUGCAACAACCCUGUCAUUUUCACUAUUAAACGAAUUAUAAAAGAUGUAGAACGCCCCCUAAUCUUGUUGAAUAAACACAGACACAGAUAUUACUACAAUUUACAAUAGCAAAGGGUACCCCCAUCCCCGCACGCACACGCACACACACACACACACACACACACAUACACACACACACACACACACAAAAGCCAUGCAGUGAGAAACACCCCCCUUUUUCUCACUGUAGCUCAGCGGUGCAUUACCUCAUCCUCCUUUGUUGCUGUUGCACACAUUUUCGUGGCGUUCAAUGUUAUGGGCUGGGAUCUCCCAAUGCAUUCUCCAAACACUAGUGUAUGAUCAAGUGCAAGGAAGUUGUUGGAUAUAUAAAAACUAACAUUAUAUUAGGGGAAAACAUUCCGAUAUUUCUUGACAAUAAGUUAUAUGGUUCAUUGUUAACCAUUCGCAUAUAAAACAUAGUCUGGUUAACGCCUAACUCUCGAAGUCCUCCUGACUUCAGUCUUGAAUAUGUCUUUGAUGUCAAAAUGCGUUGAUAAUGAAGAGGGCUGUGCUUUUAUUGGUUGGCUCUCCUCUGUUUCUUUUUCACCCAAACACCCACAGGCACAGCCACACACAGCCCCCAGUGCUGCCCCUUCUAUUACAAUGGUUGGAAUUUCAAAUCCAAACAACCAGAGGUCUCAACCCCCGAGAAAAAAAAAAACAUUUGAGAGAACCAAUCAAACCCAUCACACAAUUUCUGAGCAAAUAUUGCAUUAACAAACGGCCUCCAGUCCUUUCCAGACCAGUGUGGUCACAUCUUUCCCUGCACUGUGAGUCAUGUCAGCCAGGCUAUAUAAAAACCAAAUAGGCUGAAUUAAGGAAAUAAAUGGUGAAUGAACAAACUGGAUAAAAUUAAAAACAAAUCACCAUGAAAAGCAACUUAACUUUAGCCUGUCAUUAUAAGACAUAGGCAUUCAAAUGGAAACAAAACGUCAUCAUCCUAAAAAAGUAAGGCUGUCAAACAAUAAAACAAAGUAAUCAAGUUAAUCACAGGAGUUGUUCAAAUUGAGCUGUAGGCAUAAUUUAAGAUUUUUUUUUAUACAAAAAGCAUUACACGAAUAUUGACGUUUUGAUUUUGUCCAAUGUAACAGUUAGUAAAAUCUGGUAAAUUGAUAAAGCAUCCUUUCUUUAACCUCAAUGUUAACUUGUUUUGACAUUGCAUUGUUUUUUGCUGUAUAGAUUAUGUAAUUUUUAUGUUUUCAGACAUUGCAAUUAAUCACGAUAAAAAAGAGUGAACUAAAAUUACAAAAGUGAAUAAAUUAUUUUUUCCCCCCCAAUUCCAGCUUAUCUGCUACAUGCGGUGAGAGCAACAGGGAAAUGUGAUACAGUAUUCAAAGGGUUCUCCAACUGCUUGCUGAGACUGGGGGAGAAUAUGGCUAACUAUCCACAGGAGCUGGACGAGAAGGAAAAUCUACAGACCAUCUGCACGUAAGUUGAAAAAUAAAAGGAAAGAAAAAUACCCAUGCAGAAUUUGAUCAACUACAAAAAGGAUCAAGCAGGCAAACCACACCCCAUAUUCCAAACAGGUUGGUGCAAAAUGGCACAAGGGCCCAGUUUAUUUGACAACUCCAUUGGAUUAGAUACAGAGUCAGGUUCAGGGGGGAGCCACACGCCAGCUAAAUAUGACAAUUUGGAGCAGUGGCUCCUUUGAAACACACAACCUAUGUGGGAAUGGAAUAUUAUAGCCCAAAAACUGUACAUGUGAUUGGACGUUAGGGAUGUGAGAAUGGGGGAUUGGCUAGCUACAGUGAGGGAAAAACGUAUUUGAUCCCCUGCUGAUUUUGUACGUUUGCCCACUGACAAAUAAAUAUUCAGUCUAUAAUUUUAAUGGUAGGUUUAUUUGAACAGUGAGAGACAGAAUAACCAAAAAAAAUAUCCAGAAAAACGCAUGUCAAAAAUGUUAUAAAUUGAUUUGCAUUUUAAUGAGGGAAAUAAGUAUUUGACCCCCUCUCAAUCAGAAAGAUUUCUGGCUCCCAGGUGUCUUUUAUACAGGUAACGAGCUGAGAUUAGGAGCACACUCUUGAAGGGAGUGCUCCUAAUCUCAGCUUGUUACCUGUAUAAAAGACACCUGUCCACAGAAGCAAUCAAUCAAUCAGAUUCCAAACUCUCCACCAUGGCCAAGACCAAAGAGCUCUCCAAUGUCAGGGACAAGAUUGUAGACCUACACAAGGCUGGAAUGUGCUACAAGACCAUCGCCAAGCAGCUUGAUGAGAAGGUGACAACAGUUGGUGCGAUUAUUCGCAAAUGGAAGAAACACAAAAGAACUGUCAAUCUCCUUCGGCCUGGGGCUCCAUGCAAGAUCUCACCUCGUGGAGUUGCAAUGAUCAUGAGAACGGUGAGGAAUCAGCCCAGAACUACACAGGAGGAUCUUGUCAAUGAUCUCAAGACAGCUGGGACCAUAGUCACCAAGAAAACAAUUGGUAACACACUACGCCGUGAAGGACUGAAAUCCUGCAGCGCCCGCAAGGUCCCCCUGCUCAAGAAAGCACAUAUACAGGCCUGUCUGAAGUUUGCCAAUGAACAUCUGAAUGAUUCAGAGGAGAACUGGGUGAAAGUGUUGUGGUCAGAUUAGACCAAAAUCGAGCUCUUUGGCAUCAACUCAACUCGCCGUGUUUGGAGGAGGAGGAAUGCUGCCUAUGACCCCAAGAACACCAUCCCCACCGUCAAACAGAGAUGGAAACAUUAUGCUUUGGGGGUGUUUUUCUGCUAAGGGGACAGGACAACUUCACCGCAUCAAAGGGACGAUGGACGGGGCCAUGUACCGUCAAAUCUUGGGUGAGAACCUCCUUCCCUCAGCCAGGGCAUUGAAAAUGGGUCGUGGAUGGGUAUUCCAGCAUGACAAUGACCCAAAACACACGGCCAAAGUAACAAAGGAGUGGCUCAAGAAGAAGCACAUUAAGGUCCUGGAGUGGCCUAGCCAGUCUCCAGACCUUAAUCCCAUAGACAAUCUGUGGAGGGAGCUGAAGGUUCGAGUUGCCAAACGUCAGCCUCGAAACCUUAAUGACUUGGAGAAGAUCUGCAAAGAGGAGUGGAACAAAAUCCCUCCUGAGAUGUGUGCAAACCUGGUGGCCAACUACAAGAAACGUCUGACCUCUGUGAUUGCCAACAAGGGUUUUGCCACCAAGUACUAAAUCAUGUUUUGCAGAGGGGUCAAAUACUUAUUUCCCUCAUUAAAAUGCAAAUCAAUUUAUAACGUUUUUGACAUGCGUUUUUCUGGAUUUUUGUUGUUGUUAUUCUGUCUCUCACUGUUCAAAUAAACCUACCAUUAAAAUUAUAGACUGAUCAUGUCUUUGUCAGUGGGCAAACGUACAAAAUCAGCAGGGGAUCAAAUACUUUUUUCCCUCACUGUAGUUCGCCGGCUCCGGGCAUAAGCAACAUAAGCGAUAAGCAACAUAAGCAGUCAAUUAGGGCCCCCCCCAAAAAAUAGUAGAAUACACUUACAAUAGUAAAAUAAACAAGGUGCAAUUUCGAAAUUUGGUUGUGCAUCAGCAGUUUUUCUCUUGUUAUGUCAGUCACUGACAGUCACUCAAUUAUCAAUUUCAGCUAACAAUUUUUGUUUGGUAAAUUGGUCUAGCCAGCUAUCUAAAAUUGUAAUAACCAUGGUCGAAUACAUACCUACCACGCAGGGCAUGUGGCCAGGGGCCCUGAAUUCCAGGAUUUUGGGCAAUAAAGCCCUUUAUCUACUUUCAGAGUCAGAUGAACUCGUUGAUAUCCUUUUUAUAUCUCUGCAUGCAGUUUAAAGGAAGUUGUAAUUUAGCGUUAGCGCAAUUGCUAACUAGCAUUAGCACAAUGAGUAGUCUAUGGUACAGUGGGGAAAAAAAGUAUUUAGUCAGCCACUAAUUGUGCAAGUUCUCCCACUUAAAAAGAUGAGAGAGGCCUGUAAUCUUCAUCAUAGGUACACGUCAACUAUGACAGACAAAUUGAGAUUUUCUUCUCCAGAAAAUCACAUUGUAGGAUUUUUUAUGAAUUUAUUUGCAAAUUAUGGUGGAAAAUAAGUAUUUGGUCACCUACAAACAAGCAAGAUUUCUGGCUCUCACUGACCUGUAACUUCUUCUUUAAGAGGCUCCUCUGUCCUCCACUCGUUACCUGUAUUAAUGGCACCUGUUUGAACUUGUUAUCAGUAUAAAAGACACCUGUCCACAACCUCAAACAGUCACACUCCAAACUCCACUAUGGCCAAGACCAAAGAGCUGUCAAAGGACACCAGAAACAAAAUUGUAGACCUGCACCAGGCUGGGAAGACUGAAUCUGCAAUAGGUAAGCAGCUUGGUUUGAAGAAAUCAACUGUGGGAGCAAUUAUUAGGAAAUGGAAGACAUACAAGACCACUGAUAAUCUCCCUCGAUCUGGGGCUCCACGCAAGAUCUCACCCCGUGGGGUCAAAAUGAUCACAAGAACGGUGAGCAAAAAUCCCAGAACCACAAGGGGGGAGCUAGUGAAUGACCUGCAGAGAGCUGGGACCAAAGUAACAAAGCCUACCAUCAGUAACACACUACGCCGCCAGGGACUCAAAACCUGCAGUGCCAGACGUGUCCCCCUGCUUAAGCCAGUACAUGUCCAGGCCCGUCUGAAGUUUGCUAGAGUGCAUUUGGAUGAUCCAGAAGAGGAUUGGGAGAAUGUCAUAUGGUCAGAUGAAACCAAAAUAUAACUUUUUGGUAAAAACUCAACUCGUCGUGUUUGGAGGACAAAGAAUGCUGAGUUGCAUCCAAAGAACACCAUACCUACUGUGAAGCAUGGGGGUGGAAACAUCAUGCUUUGGGGCUGUUUUUCUGCAAAGGGACCAGGAUGACUGAUCCGUGUAAAGGAAAGAAUGAAUGGGGCCAUGUAUCGUGAGAUUUUGAGUGAAAACCUCCUUCCAUCAGCAAGGGCAUUGAAGAUGAAACAUGGCUGGGUCUUUCAGCAUGACAAUGAUCCCAAACACACCGCCCGGGCAACGAAGGAGUGGCUUCGUAAGAAGCAUUUCAAGGUCCUGGAGUGGCCUAGCCAGUCUCCAGACCUCAACCCCAUAGAAAAUCUUUGGAGGGAGUUGAAAGUCCGUGUUGCCCAGCGACAGCCCCAAAACAUCACUGCUCUAGAGGAGAUCUGCAUGGAGGAAUGGGCCAAAAUACCAGCAACAGUGUGUGAAAACCUUGUGAAGACUUACAGAAAACGUUUGACCUGUGUCAUUGCCAACAAAGGGUAUAUAACAAAGUAUUGAGAAACUUUUGUUAUUGACCAAAUACUUAUAUUCCACCAUAAUUUGCAAAUAAAUUCAUAAAAAAUCCUACAAUGUGAUUUUCUGGAAUUCUUUUUCUCAUUUUGUCUGUCAUCGUUGACGUGUACCUAUGAUGAAAAUUACAGGCCUCUCUCAUCUUUUUAAGGAGGAGAACUUGCACAAUUGGUGGCUGACUAAAUACUUUUUUCCCCCACUGUAACUGCUAGCAUGCUAGUAGUUAGCAGUUAGUGGUUAGCAUUGGCUUGCGAAACUACCUCUAACUUCCUUCAUACUGGAUGCAGAGACAUAAAAUGGUAUCCACAAGUUCAUCUGACUCUGGGGAAGUAGAUAACGGGCUUCAUUUCCAAAAUCCUGAAGUAUCCCUUUAACAUGGUAUAAGUUUUGGCAAAAUGUAUUGAACUGAGGGAAAUUAGCGUUAAAACUGCAAAAAUGUCUCUCCACCCAAUGGCAAAAUUGGCAACAAAGUCUUCUCAUGCUUUGUUGAUUUCAAAAAAGCUUUUGACUCAAUUUGGCAUAAGGGCCUUCUAUACAGAUUGAUGGAAAGUGGUGUUGGGGGAAAACAGACGACAUUAUAAAAUCCAUGUACACAAACAACAAGUGUGCGGUUAAAAUGGGCAAAAAACACAUUUCUUUCCACAGGGCCAGGGGGGUGAGACAGGGAUGCAGCUUAAGCCCCACCCUCUUCAACAUGUAUAUAUAUAUAUAUAUAUAUAUCAACGAAUUGGCGAGGGCACUAGAACAGUCUGCAGCACCCGGCCUCACCCUACUAGAAUCUGAAGUCAAAUGUCUACUGUUUGCUGAUGAUCUGGUGUUUCUGUCCCCAACCAAGGAGGGCCUAACAGCUGCACCUAGAUCUUCUGCACAGAUUCUGUCAGACCUGGGCCCUGACAGUAAAUCUCAGUAAGACGAAAAUAAUUGUGUUCCAAAAAAGGUCCAGUUGCCAAGACCACGAAUACAAAGUCCAUCUAGACACCAUUGCCCUAGAGCACAUGAAAAACUAUACAAUCCUUGGCCUAAACAUCAGCGCCACAGGUAACUUCCACAAAGCUGUGAAUGAUCUGAGCGACAAGGCAAGAAGGGCCUUCUAUGCCAUCAAAAGGAACAUACAAUUUGACAUACCAAUUAGGAUCUGGCAAAAAAUACUUGAAUCAGUUAUAGAACACAUUGCCUUUUAUGGUUGUGAGGUCUGGGGUCCGCUCACCAACCAAGAAUUCACAAAAUGGGACAAACACCAAAUUGAGACUCUGCAUGCAGAAUUCUGCAAAAAUAUCCUCUGUGUACAUUGUAAAACACCAAAUAAUGCAUGCAGUGCAGAAUUAGGCCAAUACUCGCUAAUUAUAAAAAUCCAGAAAAGAGCCGUUAAAUUCUACAACCACCUAAAAGGAAGCGAUUCCCAAACCUUCCAUAACAUUGCCUUCACCUAUAGAGAAAUGAACCCGGAGAAGAUUCCCCUAAGCAAGCUGGUCCUGGGGCUCUUUUCACAAACACAAACAGACCCCACAGAGCCCCAGGACAGCAACACAAUUAGACCCAACCAAAUCAUGAGAAAACAAAAAGAUAAUUACUUGACACAUUGGAAAGAAUUUACAAAAUAACAGAGCAAACUAGAAUGUUAUUUGGCCCUAAACAGAGAGUACACAGUGGCAGAAUACCUGACCACUGUGACUGACCCAAAAUUAAAGAAAUCUUUGACUAUGUACAGACUCAAUAAGCAUAGCCUUGCUAUUGAGAAAGGCCACCGAAGGCAGACCUGGGUCUCAAGAGAAGACAGGCUAUGUGCACACUGCCCACAAAAUGAGGUGAAAACUGAGCUGCACUUCCUAACUUCCUGACAAAUGUAUGACCAUAUUAGAGACAUACGUUUCCCUCAGAUUACACAGACCCACAAAGAAUUGGAAAACAAAUUCAAUUUUGAUAAACUACCAUAUCUAUUGGGUGAAAUACCAGUGUGCAAUCACAGCAGCAAGAUUUGUGACCUGUUGCCACAAGAAAAGGGCAACCAGUGAAGAACAAACACCAUUGUAAAUACAACCUAUAUUUAUGUUUAUUUUUUUUCCCUUUUGUACUUUAACUAUUUGCACAUCAUUACAACACUGUAUAUAUAGACAUAAUGACACUUGAAAUGUCUUUAUUCUUUUGGAACUUUUGUGAGUGUAAUGUUUACUGUUCAUUUUUUAUUGUUUAUUUCACUUUUGUUUAUUAUCUAUUUCACUUGCUUUGGCAAUGUAAACAUACGUUUCCCAUGCCAAUAAAGCCACUUAAAUUGAAUUGAAAUUGUAUUGGAUUGAGAGAGGAGUAGAGAAAUUGAAGGAGGGAGGGGUUGGAUAAAAUCACGUGACUUCAGGGAAUCUUUCUCAGAGUGUGUGGAUUACAACCAAUAUAGAUUUUGUUUGGCCUACCAGGGAGGUGUUAAUACUAGCCUAUCGACAUUAGGCCUAUAGAUUACAAUACACAAAUAUAAUUAUUAUUAUAUAGUAUUAUUAUUAUUAUGCAUUUAUUACUGGAAUUAUUUUAGGUGUUCUGUUGUUAUUAAAACAGUGUUAAAAUAAAACUAUUUAGGCUAUUCGAAUACAGCACGGACAACUGAUGAAGAGAGAGAACAGUAUUAUAACAGUAAUAUAAUAUUCUAACGCCUGUCUUGUUGCUUUUGCAUUUGAUUUGCAGAUAUUGGGAUGACUUCCACUCAUGUGCGACCACUGCGCUGGUGGAUUGCCAAGAGGGAGCAUCAGAUCUAUGGGAGAAGCUUAAAAAGGAGUCCAGAAACUUGGAGUUCAGAGGGAGCUUGUUUGAACUCUGUGGCGGGGGGAACGGGGCCUCCAAAUCCACAGUCCCUUUAGGUCUCACCAUACUUCUAACGGCACUUUCCGCCUUAGUGACUUGGCUCUCAUUUUAGCAAAUAGAAAAAUUAAAAAACAAGGCCAAAAAACAAACAAAGAAGAAGAAGAUAAAAGGGAAAAAAAGUGCUAGCUAUCGACACAAAAAAUAAAAAACAAAAGAGACGUUUGAAUUCAUUUACACCCAAAUGGAUUUAUACUUCAUCCGGGAAAGCGACCUGAUUUUGCUAGAGACAUUGGCGGGUCGUCUUCCGGGACUGGUGCACCAUAUUUGUCUGACCUGGGGUCAAUUACAUUAAAUAUUUAGCAGGUGUUGAGUUGAAAUUAUGAUGACAUUUUGAUGGAUCCUCGCCCGGUUGCAAUCGUGGAAUUACAUAGUAUUAAAGUCGACGAUUAAUUAUUUAUAUUAGUAGCCUAUAGGCCUAGACAUCUGUUAUUUCAGGUGAUUGCA
Molecule: messenger RNA, 11080 nt
Organism: Coregonus sp. 'balchen'
Lineage: Eukaryota; Metazoa; Chordata; Actinopteri; Salmoniformes; Salmonidae
Source: the annotation of a GenBank genome assembly